Messenger RNA from Pneumocystis murina B123, 2365 nucleotides. RefSeq lists its product as hypothetical. The record is from RefSeq and is a predicted model, not a curated record. The transcript is spliced from 7 exons. NCBI's taxonomy places the organism in Eukaryota, Fungi, Ascomycota, Pneumocystomycetes, Pneumocystales, Pneumocystaceae. Gene Ontology annotation, molecular function: metal ion binding. The coding region runs from base 1 to 2250 and encodes 749 amino acids.
AUGAAACUGGACGAAUUAUCUCUUUCGUCGCUGUUAAAUGAGAAAAAAGGGGAUUUUGAAGGGUUGGAUGAGAUCUCUAAGGAUUCUAAUGGAUCGUCGGAAUCAUUUGGAAAUCAACAGGAUAGAAAUGAAAAAGAGGAAGGAGAAAUUAGUGAUAAUUCUGUUUCUGACAAGAGUUGUGGUUUUGUUAGUGGUGGUGGGAAAACAUUUUUGAAAAAAAAAGGAUUUCUUAAUAGGAUUCCAUAUAGAAAGAAUUAUCGAAUGAGGAGUAAUCCAAUCUUAUACCCACAUUUAUAUCAGUCUAUUUUUUUGCAAAAUAAUUCGAAUCUUAAGCUUGAAGGGAAAUUGGCACUUGAGUUUUUAUCUUCUCAAGGGAUUUCUUUUGAAUAUUUGGUUCAUUUAGGAAUAAAUAGGGAUUUUCUUUGUAAAAUAUUCUUAGAAGCUGGUUUAUCAUUACCAGAAACAGAAAAUAUCCAAAGCAAAAAUGUAGUGAAAGAAAAAAGGGAUAUGGGUGUUGGUCUAAAAGAUGAUAAAGAAUUAACAAAAAUAUCUUCUUUAAAACCUCAAAAAGCCGAUAUUGUUGAUCAUAUAAAGGGUUUUUCGGAUACGUCUGUUUCCCAGAAGAGUUCUAAUAAAAAUUUGGGUCAACAUGUGGAUUCAGAUACUUUUUUACAGAAUAUUCGUAAUUCUAUUAAAAAUAAAAUACAGAUUUCGGAAAAUAUUCAGAAAAAUGUCUCUAUAUCGCAUAAAAGAAAGCACGUGUCAACCCUUGAUUCUAAAAACGAGGAUUCCUUUACUCCUCGAAAAAAAUUUGGUUCAGAAUCUCUUGCUUCUGUUGUGAUUGAACUUUCAGAUGAUGAUAAUGAUGAAAAUAGUGGCGAUAAUAAUAAUAAUUGUGAUAAUAUUAGUAAAAUUAAAAAGCCUUUGGAGUCUGAAAAUAUAAAAAAUGAUGCUAUUACAAAAUUAAAACAAAAAGAAGAAGAAAUCAAACGUAUGAUGGAAAUAAUUGCUAAAUUGGAGAGCUCAAAAAAGAUGAAAAAAAAACCUAUCGAGGAUGCUAAUCAUAUUCCUGGUUUUAAUGCUACAAAUAUAAAUGAAGAAAACUCAAUUAUAUUUAAUACUAAUCAAGAAAGAAAAGAAGCAUCUAAGGACUCUGAGGAUAAAUCGAAUGAGAUUGCGUUGCACGAAAAAGAGCAAGUUCUUCAAGAAAAGCUGCAUAAAAUUAAUAUGCAGCUUUUUCAAGAAGAAUUGUUGAUUCAAAAAUUAAAAAAUGAGCUUGCUGAGGCCGAGUCUUUAUUUCAAAAGUCGUUUCAAAUAAAAUCUGAUAUUCAAAUACAAUUAAAAGAUUUUAGAAAGUCUCAUGAUUCUAUUGAUAAGGUUAAAGGGGAUAGCAAAGUUUCAUCAAUAAAAAAUCUGGAAAAUUCUCAUUCUAUAUCUGAAAACUUAAUUACUGUUGCUGAUUCUAAAAAUGAAAUUUUUAUUUCAUCGAAUAAUAUUUCAUUAUCUAAUCAAAAUAAUCAUGAAAAAGUUGAAAGUGUUGAUUUUUCUGAUGACAAUGAUAAGAUUAAAACUUUUAAAAAAGCAUCAGGGACUCAAAAAAAGGCUGUAACUACUUGUUUUGUGCACGAAGAAAUUAGUAGUUCAAAAAAUGAUGAAAUUUCUUCAAAAAUUAAAAAUCAUGACAAGCUUUUUGCAUCGACUAAUAUGGAUGAAUUAUCAGAAACCUUUAAACAUGAUAAAAAUGACCUUUCUGAAUCAAUAUUAACAAGUCAUUCUCAAAAAAAUGUAAUUAUCUCUUUACAAUCAAAAGAUGUUAUUGCUAAUAAAGGCUGUUUUGUUUUCUAUAAAGAGUAUUCUAGUCCACUACGGAUUUUUCAUGCAUUUAGAUAUCAUCCCCACUUUUUAUCAUGGGUAAAGGGAGGAUUUCUCUCACGAACGUAUAGCACACGUUCUGAUCCUAAUAAAAAAGUUUGUGUUUUUGAAACGGCUGGAGGUGUAUGUAAUGAUGAUUCCUGUAAAUUUUUACAUUUCAAAGAAAUUGGACAAACUGACGAUCAAUUUCUUGUAGAAAUGAGUUCAUUUCCAGUUGGAGAAACAGAAGAAGAACGACAAAGCUAUUUUUCAGGCUUACGUGCACUAAUUCAAACUUUGCGUGCAUCUUAUCCUCACGAUACAAUAAAAAUAGCUCAGUCGAUCAUUGAUUAUCGUAAACAAUUUCUUAAUGAUUCAUCUCGUGUCAUAUUAUUUUAAUUAUUGCAUUAUUCUUUUAUAUACAUUAUUUAUAAAUAUAUAUUGCAUUCAAUUUUAUUAAGGAAUAUUGGAACUGCUGCAUAAGAUUUAUUUCAUUAUAUUCUAUGAUUAUAUU